UCGAGUGGCCGGCGGAGGCCUGCGUUCCUGGGCCGAGCCGGGGAUCUCUGUCCGGGCGUCUUACCCUCCGGGGCUAUGGAUCUCUAAGCCACGUGCUCCGUGAGACAGCCCAAAACCUGAUCCUUUGUGCCCCGUAGUUAGUCCUCCGUGCUGGAUCCGAACUUUGGGGCUUUUAUUUGCGUGAAUUCUCGUGAUUUACACGUCAUUUCCCCAACCGAGAUAAAAUUGUUGGCAGAACUGAAUUCUGCACAUAUAUUAGGACGCCGCCACAACUUUUAAGCAAGAGCACAGAUUUUUCUCACCCAAUAAAAACUCAAAAGGGCUUGUAAGAGGAGUGCUCGACUCGAGGCCCUUCCCCACCCCCCACCCCGUCGUUGUCCCCUUAAUCUGCACGUGGCAACAUCUGUGUUCCCAUCUUACAAAUGAAGUGCGGGGGAGUUUGGGGAGCCUGUGAGGUGGUGUCCUUGCAUCUGAAAGAGGAUGUCGGAGUCCAGUGUCUCACUGCAGAUUGGAGAAAGGCUUUGGGGGUGGACACCCACGAGGACCACGACACCUCCACCGAGAAUGCUGAUGAGUCCAACCACGACCCCCAGUUUGAGCCAAUAGUUUCUCUUCCCGAGCAAGAAAUUAAAACGCUGGAAGAAGAUGAAGAGGAACUUUUUAAAAUGAGAGCCAAGCUCUUCCGAUUUGCUUCAGAGAACGACCUCCCGGAGUGGAAGGAGCGGGGCACGGGGGACGUCAAGCUGCUGAAGCACAAGGAGAAGGGGACCAUCCGCCUGCUCAUGCGCAGGGACAAGACCCUCAAGAUCUGCGCCAACCACUACAUCACGCCAAUGAUGGAGCUGAAGCCGAACGCGGGCAGCGACCGUGCCUGGGUCUGGAAUACCCAUGCUGACUUCGCCGAUGAGUGCCCCAAGCAGGAGCUGCUGGCCAUUCGCUUCCUCAAUGCCGAGAAUGCACAGAAAUUUAAGACAAAGUUUGAAGAAUGCAGGAAAGAGAUUGAAGAGAAAGAAAAAAAAGGGUCUGGCAAGAACGACAGCGCCGAGAAGGUAGCAGAGAAGCUCGAGGCACUCUCCGUGCAGGAAGGCGAGCAGCCCCAGGACGUGGCCCCAGCGGCGGCCGAGGAGGAGCAGUGAGGCGCCCCGGGCACCUUGCCCCCGUCUCCCCCGUUUCUUUUUUUAAUUUUUCCCUGCGCCUUCUUUUUGGUUUGUUUUUAUUCUGUUUUGUUUUUACAAGGGACUUUAUAUAAAGAACUGACUUCCAACAUUCAGGUUGUUUUUUUUCUAAGUUUUUGCCCUCAUGAAGACAACUUCAGAAAAUCUAUUCCCUGGUCAUGAGAAUGUACCGUGCUAACUUUCUUUUCCAUAGUGGAAACACUUAUUUAUAGUCAUCAAAAUAGCGAAUAAACAACACAUUUGAAACCUG
Messenger RNA from Odocoileus virginianus texanus, 1425 nucleotides. RefSeq names its product RAN binding protein 1 (gene RANBP1). NCBI's taxonomy places the organism in Eukaryota, Metazoa, Chordata, Mammalia, Artiodactyla, Cervidae. Gene Ontology annotation, biological process: nucleocytoplasmic transport; positive regulation of mitotic centrosome separation. Gene Ontology annotation, molecular function: GTPase activator activity. Gene Ontology annotation, cellular component: cytoplasm; centrosome; nuclear pore. The record is from RefSeq and is a predicted model, not a curated record.